AUGUAUAUGCAUUUAUAUGUAAUAUAAAACCGUGGUAUAAGUACGAAAUAAAAUGUCUGCAUGUCUAUAUGUAUAAGAAAUAUUUUUGAAGCCUCUAUAUAUUUAAGCGUCAAACAAUUAUGAUUUUAUCCUAUAAAAUACCCACCAUAGAGCGAUUAUUUCUUUUCAAUUGUCUGUGUAAGAUUCAAUUUACAAAUAAGGAAACAAGGAUUCAUAUUUAGUACUUUGUUGCUUUAUUAUUUAGUACCAUUCAACCUGUCUAAUGAAGCAUUGGAAAUUCCAACUUUCGUUUUCGUAUAGUACAAUUUCAAUAUAAGCAUGUCGAGAAUACCAGAUUACGCUCACAAUUUAUCACUUAAAAUGUCUCAAGUGAUGGAUAUGAUUGGUGUAAAUGAGAAGAUUGUGAUGAAAAGAAGAAGAUCAAACCUACUGAAUGAAUCAAUAGUGACGGUAACUCAUCAGGUACGCGGUAGAGAUCUGAAUGGGUUUAUUUUCGGUAGUCAAAUAGAAGGUACAACAACUCUAGGAUUAAAUUCUGACGUAGAUUGUCUUAUAUCUAAGAACAAAUUUAAUGUGAUACAAGAUUGGAGUGAAUGGGUAUAUGGUAAGCGUAAUUUCUUAAUGAUACGAGAUGAGUAUGUCUCGCCAGGAUAUUGUUUGUUACAAAAAUUAAGAGAUGAUGCUCCACUACCAGAAGUAGCUGAAGUUGAUGACAAUUUAUAUAGAGACAGAAUGGGGAGAAUAUUGUUGCAUAAUACAUUAUUAAGUGUUGUUGGAAUUAAUGAAUUAAUGAGACACGGCCCAGCCCAUUCUCGACAAGAUGUUCCUGGGGUCAGUGAUAAUGUUUUGCCUUUCCCUGUCAUUUAAGACCAGUUCAAGCACGGCAUUGGUUAAAUCAGCAUAGAGAGGAGCAUUGGCCUACAAAUGAUAUGAUACAGUACUGUAGUAACACGCGAUGUUUUGUUGUUGGCGUUGGAAAAACAGGAAGUGUAAAUGAAGCAUUUGAAUGGAGAAUAUCCACAUCAAUUGCAGAGAGAUAUUUAAUGUUUAAUCUUAAUAUAACACAAAUCAGGUGUUUUGUUUUGAUGAAAAUGAUUUUGAAAACAUUCAUUACUCAAAGAUAUCCUGACAGCAUUUCAAGUUUCAUGUGUAAAACAGUUUUGUUACAUUGUAUUUCAUAUACAAGAUCUGACGCAUGGAAGGAAAAUACCCUCUAUACUUGUCUAUCAUUUUGUUUAUCAACACUUUACAACUGUGUUCAAAAUGAAUAUUGCCCUCAUUUCUUCAUCACACAAAAUAACUUGAUGAGCGGGAGAUUGUCUCAGGAAACUAAGCCGUUAAUACUUGAAACUCUUCGAUAUUUAAUCGAAAGUAAUGGAAGUGCAUUACUCGAAAUUGAAUGUGACAACUUUGGGUCAUCUGUACAGUCAACUAUUAACGGUUUUGUACCGGUACCUGCACAUUUUGUACCAACACUGAUUGCCGGACAGUUACUUAAAGAUACAGCCCUUACUAAAAGCGUGCACUUCCAAUGUCUGUUACGUGGUAUGUGCAAUUUAUCACCAAUACGAUUCAAAAGCUUUUAACAUUAAUCUCAAAUCAACAUAAUGAGAAGUUCUCAAACAUAGAUAGAAAAGCUUACUGUUUGUUAACACGAUAUCUAUGUUGUACACUUGGGUCUAUUUUAGCAUCUUUAAACAUUUACCAUCAAGAACAUUUUACAUACAAUAAGGCGCUUUCAUUCAUGUUAUUAGGACUUGACUCCGAUGUAGCAUCUGGUAAACUGAAACUAGCAUCUUUUUUCUACUGUAUCGGAGAUAUUGAGAGGACUGAACUUAUCUUGAAAAAAAUUGAGGAAUGUUAUGAUCUAAGUGUUGUUGAUCCAGUGUGUGUGUGUUACGAUUUCAAACACGGUGCAAGAAGAGAAAGAUUUAACAGAUUAUGUUAUGAAUCAAAUGAAGAAUGCACACUGCUUAAACAAUUAACAGCAUCGUGUGUCCGUUUUAUGCGAUGUGAAAUAAACUGUUGUCCAUUUGAACUUCAACAUGAAAUGUUUAGAUCAACACAGGAAGAUCUUGCUUACAGAGGUAGCUUUGAUGAUUGGAUGGAUUUCGCUGUUGUUGACUCUCUCCCGUAUCUCUAUUUCUUGCAGUACAAGACAUAUUCCCGUCUAGGAAGACUAGAUAAUAAUCAGAGGGCUCUCUCUAACAUUGCCCGAACCAUUAAUGUUGAACCAAAUCUCGGACACAGGGAAACAGCACUAAAUAUUCUAGGCCAGUGUAUGGAACAAGAGAAUAAUCUAGAAAAUGCUUUCAAAUGUUAUGCGCGUUCCCUUCAGAUUAGAGGACGAAAUAAUUCGGCAAAAUUCCAUAUUUGUAAUAUGUUACAUAAAUUGAUUAAUUACUAGUAUUCACUUGAUUUGCAAGAACUGUAUAAUUGCAUUAUCACCAAUCGAAGAAAAAUAUACACCAGUGUUACCUUGUUCAAUGGCCAGAUUUAUUAACGCGAACCUAGUUUUGAACAUAAAAGAGAUAAAGCCUUUUAAAUUAUUAAACAGUGUAACUUUUAAACAAUGAUAUUAAAAUGUUUUGCUAUCCCUGCAGAUACGAGGACGGAAAAAAUUGGCAAAAAGUCAUAUUUGUGAUCUUAUCAUCACAGUUUUUGAUUUUAACUUUAUAAUAUAUGAUUUGAUUGGGAAAUUAUUAAAAUAGUCCUAAAUAAAGUAAUUUCUAUCGAAUGAAUCAUUAGUAUAUUACAAAACGUAUUUUAGUUUGAAGAUAUUUUUUUCUGAUGUUUAUCUCAAAUUAUCAUUACGUAUUUAUUAAUCAUGAAUUUAACAAGAAAUGAUUUUUUAAGAUUUUUGUGUAACAUUGCAAUGUUUAUUUAUUUUUACAUCAGAUGAUGGAACAUAAUGAGUGACUACCAAAGACCAUAUAUAAACGCAUUGAGCAUGAAUAUAUUGAGCAUAAUGUGUGACUUCACAAUACGUUUUAUGAAUGUAUGGAGCAUAAAAACGUACUGAGGAUAAUAAGUGACAACAUAAUGUUAUAUAUGAACGUUUGAAGCAUAAAUGUUUUCAGCAAAAUGUUUUACUUGACAAUACUUUAUAAUAACAAAUUGAGCUUAAAAGUAUUGUGACUACACAAUACCACACAUAAAAUCAUUAAAUACAUUGAUGUCCUUGCUUUUUGCAUAAAGGUAUUGAGCAUAAUGUGUGAUUAUACAAUACGUUAUUUAAACGUAUUGAUCUAUAAGGUAUUAAGCAUAAUGAGUGACUACAACAUACCAUAUAUAAGCGUACUGAGCAAAAACAUAUUGAGCAUAAUGAGUGACUACACAAUACCAUAUAUAAGCGUAUUAAGUAAAGCGUAUUGUGACUAUACACAAUACCAUACAUAAACGCAUUAAUAUCUUUAAAUCCUUGUUGUGUGUAUAUUAUGUGUACUGUAUAGACUUUACGGUAUUAUAUCGCUACUUGAUCAUAUGAUAUAAAAUGUGUUCGAUUUUUUGCAAUAAAAUUAAAACA
Ruditapes philippinarum (Manila clam) is the source of this 3526-nucleotide messenger RNA. RefSeq lists its product as uncharacterized. Gene Ontology annotation, molecular function: protein binding. NCBI's taxonomy places the organism in Eukaryota, Metazoa, Mollusca, Bivalvia, Venerida, Veneridae. Bases 1532 to 2407 code for a protein of 291 amino acids. The record is from RefSeq and is a predicted model, not a curated record. The transcript has 2 exons.